Molecule: messenger RNA, 1368 nt
Organism: Cloeon dipterum
Lineage: Eukaryota; Metazoa; Arthropoda; Insecta; Ephemeroptera; Baetidae
Product: protein yellow-like
Exons: 4
Coding region: 16-1230 (404 amino acids)
Source: RefSeq, a predicted model, not a curated record
AAAGCGAGAGCCAAAAUGAACCUCCGCGCAAAACGUCUUUUUUGCUGCGCGUCACGUGACUCGAUUCGCAAGGCGCGCGGAGGCCACUGCACACCGCACAGCAACAGGCACACAACGAGAAGAGGCGCCGCGAGAGAAACACGCGGCUCGAACAAAAUGUCUCCGUUCUUUGCCGCCAUCUUUUUGCUUGGCCUAUGCCUGGCCAACGCCGUCAAUUUCACAACCGUCUACGAGUGGGACAAAUUCGAUUUCGUCUGGCCCUCAGGAGCGGAAACGGACACUUCAAUUGAACAGAUUAAACAAAAUUUUAAUCCGGCCAAUGUUCAUCUUCAAUACAUGGCUGUUUUUGGAGAGAGGCUGUUUCUAAGUCUUAUUCCGCAGCCCGGAAUUCCCGCCACUUUGGUGUGGCUGCCAACGAGCGGCACGUCGACUGCACCUCCAAAACUUGCUCCUUUUCCAUCCUGGGAAUUACAUAAAAAAGACAGCUGCGAGACUAUUCAGGCGGCCAAAGGAAUGGAAGUGGACACUGAUGGUCGGUUGUGGGUGCUCGAUCAAGGCAGCAAAAGUUGUCAGGCCAAACUUUGGAUAUUCGACCUGGCCAAGAACGACAAAACCGAGCGCGUUCACCAAUUCCCGGAUUCAGUCGUCUCUCAUGCAAUUGGUUCAAGGUGGCUCCUUGAUAUGGUUCUCGACAAAACGGCAGACGAUUAUCUUGCGUACAUCGUGGACUCCAUAUCUGAGCACCUCAUAGUUUACAGCCGAAAAAUGGACAAAUCCUGGUCAGUUAAAAUGCCAAGGGGAAAUUGGUUUUCCUUGGCCCUUUCUCCCAGCAAGGGACAGUUGUACCUUGCAAGAGAUGGUUCCGAAGAACUAUACUCAGUGUCUGUGUCUGAGCUGAAGAAUGAAGCCGUUGGAAGCACUGCUGUGAAAUUAAUCGGCAAAUGGAAUGAAGAACCCUACAGAAUGCUAAUCGACAGUUCCAACGUCUUGUAUGCCGCCUUUAACAACCAGAAUUAUCUCUCCAAAUGGAAUACUUCGGAGCCCUUUAGUGAACAGCGGUUUCAUGAGGUCGGAAGACUGGAUGCUGGAUGGCCAUUUACAUUUUCCUUGGACACGAACGGCAAUUUUUGGAUGACGGAGAGAAACAAAUCUGGGGGUGGGAAUAAGUAUAAACUGCUCAAGGCUGCAGUCGGCGUAAAAUCGUACUUAUUCAGCACGUCCACUGCGUAAUUAAACUAGGGUUUUUACCAUUUUGAUCAAUAGACGAUUAAAAAAUAUACUAAAGCUGAACAUGACUUCGUCUUUUUUAAUAAAAUACUUUAUUUUGUGAGACUUGUUUGAGGAAAUUAAAAAAAAAUAUAGCAUUUA